CGGGGAAGUGUUAGAGAAUUGUCCCUGCCGGGGAGUCGUACAGGGUGAGGGGCGGAGGGAGGAAGUGUCAUGGUGUCCAAGAUCUUUAAGCUGGCAGCAUUGCCGGCCGGCCUGGCCCUCACCUCCUACAGCCUGUACGCGGUGUCUGACCGGGAGCCAAAAGGAAACCGUCUGAGUCCUCACCAGCUAUCGGUAUAUUCUGUUCCUCCCCGGGUAUCCAGGUUCAUUGAAGAAGAGCCGGGCCGUGUGCAGCACUCCGUCACUGCUGUGCGCACAACAUUAUCACCCAUUGUGACAUGGGGUCAGAGCGCCGGCGCCGCCGUUAAGAACGGAGUUGUGGAAGCGAUUCAGUUCACACAAGACAGUUACGUCUACCUAAAAAACCCGCCUCCAGAGUUCCUGCCGCGUUUGGGCGUCAUCACAAUCAGCGGAUUAGCAGGCCUGGUUCUGGCCCGCAGAGGAUCCAGGCUGAAGAAGGUUGUGUACCCCGUAGGCCUGACAGCGUUGGGUGUGUCGGUGUGCUAUCCGGCACAAGCCGUCAUAUUUGCAAAGGUAACGGGUAAAAAGUUGUAUAAUGCCAGUCAUUGGACGUAUGACUCUGUGAGCUCCCUAUGGCAGGCGAAGCCUCAGAAGGUGGAAAGCAGCCCGACUCCAGCAGAAGAGAAGGAGAAACCUCAGACAGAAGAGAAGACCGGCGAGACGGGAGCUGAGAGUACAGCCGGGGAACCAAUCGGAACAGAACACACAGACCCUCCGACCUCCCCUGAACCUGCGCAGCCUCCGAAUACACCAGAUGGCAGCACUGGAAGUGUCUCCCCAGCCGCAGUGAAGCAAUCUGUAUUUAUACCUCCCCCAGGCCUGACAGACCACGGACAGUCUAACCCGGAAGAUGUGGACAUGUACAGCACCAGAACCUGAAUAUCGCACUAAAG
Nanorana parkeri is the source of this 932-nucleotide messenger RNA. It is a transcript of the gene APOOL, whose product is annotated as apolipoprotein O like. NCBI's taxonomy places the organism in Eukaryota, Metazoa, Chordata, Amphibia, Anura, Dicroglossidae. Gene Ontology annotation, biological process: cristae formation. The transcript is spliced from 9 exons. Bases 70 to 918 code for a protein of 282 amino acids. The record is from RefSeq and is a predicted model, not a curated record. Gene Ontology annotation, cellular component: MICOS complex.